Molecule: messenger RNA, 1833 nt
Organism: Toxotes jaculatrix (banded archerfish)
Lineage: Eukaryota; Metazoa; Chordata; Actinopteri; Toxotidae
Product: arg8-vasotocin receptor-like
Exons: 2
Coding region: 91-1344 (417 amino acids)
Biological process (GO): G protein-coupled receptor signaling pathway; positive regulation of vasoconstriction; regulation of systemic arterial blood pressure by vasopressin
Cellular component (GO): membrane
Molecular function (GO): peptide binding; vasopressin receptor activity
Source: RefSeq, a predicted model, not a curated record
UCCAAGAGUUUGACAGCCACAGUCUCCGGUGGUGACGGUUACGCACAGGCGGGCAGCCACCCCUGUGCGCCCGGAGGAGAGGCGGCCACCAUGCUCUUCGCCCCGGAGAGCUCCUGCAACAUCACGGGCAGAAACUGCACCGAGGAGUUCAACUUAACGCAGCAGCUGGAGACCGGCGCCACCGCGGCUGCUGGGAACAUCAGCGGGAAGGGAAACGCCACCGACCAGUUUGGACGGAACGAGGAGGUGGCCAAGAUCGAGAUCACCGUCCUGAGCCUCGCGUUUCUCGCGGCCGUGGUGGGGAACGUGAGCGUGCUGCUGGCCAUGCAUAAAACCCGGCGGAAGCCGUCGCGCAUGCACCUGUUCAUGAAGCACCUGAGUCUGGCGGACCUGGUGGUGGCCUUCUUCCAGGUGCUGCCGCAGCUCUGCUGGGAGAUCACCUUCCGCUUCUACGGGCCGGACUUUCUGUGCCGCAUCGUGAAGCACCUGCAGGUGCUGGGCAUGUUCGCCUCCACCUACAUGAUGGUGAUGAUGACGCUGGACCGAUACAUUGCUAUCUGCCACCCGCUGCAGACGCUCCAGCAGCCCACGCAGCGCGCAUACAUCAUGAUCGGCUCCACCUGGGCGUGCAGCCUGGUCCUCAGCACCCCGCAGUACUUCGUCUUCUCCCUGAGCGAGGUGCACCCCGGCUCGGCCGUUUACGACUGCUGGGGACACUUCAUGGAGCCGUGGGGGCUGCGCGCGUACAUCACCUGGUUCACGGCCGGGAUCUUCCUCGUGCCGGUGAUCGUGCUCGUGCUCUGCUACGGAUUCAUCUGCCGCACAAUCUGGAGGAACCUCAAAUGCAAGACCCGGAGGAAGAGCGUGGGUGCGGUGGCAGAGGCCACCAAGAACGGGAUCCUGGGCAGGAACUCGGUCAGCAGCGUCAGCACCAUCUCCCGCGCCAAAUUACGCACGGUGAAGAUGACCUUCGUGAUUGUGGUGGCGUACGUGGUGUGCUGGGCGCCUUUCUUCACCGUGCAGAUGUGGUCAGUGUGGGACGAGACCUUCUCCUGGGACGACUCUGAGAACACGACCGUGACGCUCUCCGCUCUGCUGGCCAGCCUCAACAGCUGCUGCAACCCCUGGAUCUACAUGAUCUUCAGCGGCCACCUCCUCUCUGACUUUGCGGGCAGCCUGCCGUGCUGCCGCCGGCUGAGGAACAAGUUCAGCCACCAGGAUUCGGACAGCAGCAUCCGCCGGACCACGCUGCUGUCCCGCCUGCAGGGUCCACGCCUUUCUGAGCCGUUCAGAGACCUCAACCCCAUCCCUAAAAACUUUCCACAGGUCCCAUCUGCAUCCUGACCCCCGGAAAACACCGCUUGAAAACGUGAACUGGUUUAAUCUGCUGGUUUGCAGCAGCGAUGGAAGGUGGGGUCUCAUCAGAGGGUUCGCUCAACACCUACAGUUUCUCCUCUUUGGUCCGACGCAGAGUGGAAAAGUUUAAGUUUGUUUAAGUUCGUACUGUUGUUAGAAAACGAGUUUUAAUGACUCUCUCUUGGCGCUUUAACUUCAGCUGUUAGCGUGAUGGUCAUGUCUGUGCUCUUUGGUGUAUUUUACCCGUCAAACGUAUGAAAUAUGGCUGAACGUGAGCAUCUGUCCACACUGACAUUCAUUUUGUGACGCAUGAGGAAACUACUGGCUUUCAUCUGCUAACAUACACGUCUUUAUGGGGUUGUGUCCUGUAGAUUUUGAGAUCACAGUUUGACUCCUAAUGAACAGAGGAAGCAGCUGCUCUCCAAACCAAAAAAAAACAACACGUUACAGUGAAAAUAAACUCUCACAUAUUCGCUU